This is a messenger RNA of Fusarium sp. VM40, 1002 nucleotides long. NCBI's taxonomy places the organism in Eukaryota, Fungi, Ascomycota, Sordariomycetes, Hypocreales, Nectriaceae. The record is from the annotation of a GenBank genome assembly.
AUGCGUUUCACUGAUCUCCUCCUCGCCAGCGCUGGCGCUACUCUUGCCCUGGCUGCCCCUUCCACCAAGCGGGCUACAGGCAAGUUCCUCUUCACUGGUGCCAAUGAGUCCGGUGGUGAGUUCGGCGAGGGAAACCUUCCUGGGCAGCUCAACAAGGACUAUAUCUGGCCUACCACCGACUCCAUCGAUACUCUUGCCAGCACUGGUAUGAACACCUUCCGUGUGGGCUUCCGCAUGGAGCGUGUCACCCCUAGCGGUAUCAACGGUGCCAUUGACGAGGCCUACUUCAAGGGUCUUGAGAAUGUUGUCAAGCACAUCACCAGCAAGGGCAAAUAUGCCGUUCUUGACCCCCACAACUACGGCCGCUACAACGGCAACAUCAUGAAGAGUGCCGAGUUCGGCGCUUGGUGGUCCAAGUUUGCUAAGCGCUUCGCCAGCAACAAGUUGGUCAUCUUCGACACUAACAACGAGUACCACGACAUGGAUAACUCUGUCGUCGCUGCUCUCAACCAGGCUGCCAUUGACGGCAUCCGCAAGGCCGGCGCCACCUCUCAGUACAUCUUUGUCGAGGGUAACUCCUACACCGGUGCCCACAGCUGGAUCUCCAGCGGUAACGGUGACGCUCUCAAGAACCUUAAGGAUCCUCAGAACAAGAUCAUCUACGAGAUGCACCAGUACCUCGACUCCGACUACUCCGGCACCCACGAGACUUGUGUCAGCUCCACUAUUGGUGUAGACAGCCUGAAGGCGGCUACCAAGUGGCUGAAGGAUAACAAGAAGAGGGGUAUCAUUGGCGAGACUGCCGGCGGUGCCAACUCUCAGUGUAUCUCUGCUCUCAAGGGUGAGCUGCAGCACUUGCUUGACAACUCUGACGUCUGGACUGGCUGGCUCUACUGGGCUGCUGGCCCUUGGUGGGGUGAUUACAUGUUCAGCAUGGAGCCCAAGGAUGGUACUGCCUACAAGAAGAUUCUCCCUGAGAUCAAGAAGUACAUCGGUGCUUAA